Messenger RNA from Rotaria sp. Silwood2, 893 nucleotides. The record is from the annotation of a GenBank genome assembly. Lineage: Eukaryota; Metazoa; Rotifera; Eurotatoria; Philodinida; Philodinidae.
ACGACCUGGGUAUAUAUGUAUGAAUUUUAUUUUCAGUAACGGGGUCAUUACCAAUUUUUCAUCUUUACUAUUAUGUAACGUCAGUUAUACAAAUACUUGCAGCUGAUUGGGAUUAUGAUCAAAUUGUUCGAUGUCGUUGGUCAUAUCAAUAUUCAUUAGAUGAAUGUGGAAGUACAUGUUUUGAUCUACCUAAUGCUCAAUUAAAUCCAGUAGAUUGUGCUAUUACAUGGACACCUGUUCUUCGAUCUGAAGAUAUAGCUAAUGGUCUAACUGAAUCAACAUAUGUAGUUGCAAUAACAGCUGAAGAUUUUGUUAAUGCGUCAAGUAUUACACCUCUUAGUUCAGUACCACAUCAAAUAUUGGUUCAUGUUUCUUAUAAACCUGUCAAUGCUUGUUCAACUAAACCUACUGUUUCGGGUUUUCCUCGACGUAAUCUAGCAUGCUACUAUGGAACACCCAAUUCAACAUAUGAUUAUACUUUCUACGGUAAAAUUUAUUGUCUAAACGAUUCAAUUGUUGAGUUUAUCUCAACGUCACCAUUCCGUGUACAAAAAGGAAAUAUAUAUCAGCAGAGCAAUUAUACUUGGGCUAUCUCCGUCAUAUGGACUCUACCCAACAAUCAAACAGGUCUUCAACCAUUUUGUAUAGCAGCUGUGGAUAACAAUGGUCAAACAAGUGAUCAACAUUGUGUGAUGAUUGCUGUAGGGGCUAGCAAUCCGUAUAUAAUUACUCCGAGAUUUGUUCAAAGUACGGCCUCUCCUCUCGGCACUGUUAUGGCUACACAGUCGCGUUUUAGUAUUGAAAUUCAAAGUAAGGACUUUUCUACAAUAUCAUGGCGAAGAUAUAUUGAAAUUUACAUAUAUGAAAUGAAAAUUAUUUACUUUAUUUUAUAG